AUGCCAUUGAUUAAUUUAAUUAUUCAAACUUCAGUUCGCUGGACUAACUUGAAUAUGGCUAAUCAUGAAAUAUGUGAUUUAAAAUAUACAAAUAGUUAUAUUCAAAUAUUCAAUAUUAUUGUUGCUUUUGCUCUACCUAUUAGUUUAAAUAUUCUGGUAAUAUACGCUAGUGCUCGUUAUGUUCAAUUAUCCUCUCAACUACGUCAAACACGACAUCAUGUAUCAGCUCGUGAAAAAUAUAAUCAUUCAUUAGUACUUCAAUUUCUUAUAUUUUAUUCAGUAUGGAUUAUACUUUGGUCUCCUAAUAUUAUUGCUUUUCAAUUGCAAAACCCAAUUAUAAUUGGUGCAUUGGAUGCUCGUUUUCGGCGUGUUUGGCGCGAAAUAUACAAUUUUUUGAAGACAAAAUGGUACAUGGCAUUGAAUCGCCAUCAAAGACGAAUAGUACCUAAUACAAUCAGUGCUCGUUUACGCGUUCCUCAUCAUGUACGUGUAACACCUUUAUAA
Molecule: messenger RNA, 504 nt
Organism: Adineta steineri
Lineage: Eukaryota; Metazoa; Rotifera; Eurotatoria; Adinetida; Adinetidae
Source: the annotation of a GenBank genome assembly